AUGCGCGACGUCUGGGAAGAGGCUGAGAUAGCAAGGCGUAAUGCUAGGCUGCUGAUUGAGGCCCUCGCUUUCACCCAUCCAUCUGAAACGGAUUCCAACGAAAUCAUCCAGGGAUUUUACACGAAGUGUUAUCAGAGCCGAAACCAACUGAUGGAUGAUAUCCCUUGGGCGACCGAACAAGCCGAGCACGCCCGAGCCUAUUAUGAACAACAAGCGGCUGCCGCUCAAUCGGCUCAACCACGAGAGCCGCGGGUAGGGCGAACAAAUCCAUAUGAGAACAAGGGGACUCCGAAUGCAGAGCGUGGGAGUUCGCGAGAAGAGCAGCUGCUGUCGCUGUUACUGUCAGUGAACACCGAGCUGGUCAAUGCCUUUCAGCAGUACGACGAGGUCGAAAGCCUGGCCCGAGCCGAGCGCGAGCUGCAAGAGGCCAAGGAACUGUCGAAACACCAAGCUGGCCGGCAGCACCCCUGGGCUUUGUUUGAGCCAUGGAAACCUCAGUGGCCUCCAAAGAUGCCCCAUCAAGUACCUUCUUAUCUGCCGCCGCCUCGAUUUGCUGAUCUUUGA
This is a messenger RNA of Puccinia triticina, 564 nucleotides long. RefSeq lists its product as uncharacterized. The record is from RefSeq and is a predicted model, not a curated record. The transcript is spliced from 3 exons. Gene Ontology annotation, cellular component: actin cortical patch. NCBI's taxonomy places the organism in Eukaryota, Fungi, Basidiomycota, Pucciniomycetes, Pucciniales, Pucciniaceae. Gene Ontology annotation, biological process: endocytosis; actin cortical patch localization; actin filament organization. Bases 1 to 564 code for a protein of 187 amino acids.